CGCGAUCACCCUUCAUUCAACAGAACAUUGCACACACUUCAUGCUGACAUUGCUACCUGUCAAGUGCAAGUCUAAUGCUACUGCGAUCCUGAUUGGACUUUUUCUUCGCCGGGCGAGCGUCUAGUCAUACUUUCAAGCACGAGCGCAUUGCACGACUUCGUCCUGUUAAGCAUCAUCAAACGAAACCUUCUGGCGCGUUCCUUCCCGUGCAACAUCUCAUGCGCCUUGAUGUUCACAACGAUAUGAAUCGCAGUCGUUGCGCUGCUGAGCCACCGUGAUUUGCUUCUGUGUCUUUGCACACCUAUCAUUGUCCGCACACUCCGCCUCGACGAAUAGGCUUCACGACGCUGUUGAAUUCGGGGCCACUACAAAUUUCCAACUCUUGUCGGGCGCGAACCGCGUUCUACGACUAAGAUGCAACAACCGACGCCAGACCGCAAGCCUCCUGUUUCUGGGAACACUCCGAUCGACCAACGCGCGACGAUCCAGCAGCAGACUCCAGCAUCCUUCCCACAAAUUUCCGACACUACUGAUUACAGUGCUUUCAACUUUCCGAACCCGUACGCUAUUGACCAGACCUAUACCGAACCUUCGCUUGUUGAGAAUUUGGGUCAAGAGCAAACUGUCGGUUUCAAUACCAAUAACGGUCCAAUCUCAUCUACGGACCUGGUCCGAAGGGGCCGACAUCAGAAUGGGCCACAAGAGCAAUGGACUGGAGUCGUUGAUGCCACGGAGCAGUCUCAGGAGGAGGAUGAAGAGGAUCUAAACAUGAAAGUGGCAAUGGCGAAGCGCGAUCCUCAAGGCAAACGAAAACAAAUCCCGCCUUUCGUUCAAAAGCUUAGCAGCUUUCUCGACAGCGGUAAUACAGCAUUGAUCCGGUGGUCAGACGACGGCCGAUCAUUCAUUGUGUUAGAUGAAGACGAAUUCGCUCGGACGCUCAUCCCUGAACUCUUCAAGCACAGCAACUAUGCUUCUUUCGUCAGGCAGCUCAACAUGUAUGGGUUCCAUAAAACAGUCAACAUCACCGAUGGCUCUUUGAGGCAGUCCGAGAAGGCGCGAAAGGGCGUCAAGCCGCCAAGCAUGUAUUCACAUCCAUACUUUCGCAAAAACAGGCCGGACUUAUUAUGGCUAAUCCAAAAGCCGGCGGGAAAGUCUACUGCAAAGCGGAAGCGAGAAGGUGCAGAUAGCGAUGAUGAUUCGCCCGGUCCUGAUAGCAAGGCACAUGUAGACGUCGGCACCGGGGGUGGAUCCGAUUUGACAUCUAUUCCGCGAAACGAGAUGGCUUCUGUACGACAGGAGCUGAGCAAAUUACAGCAGCAACAGGAGUUGAUAUCAAGAAUGAUCAGUCACAUCAAGAGUCAGAAUGAGCAGUUUUAUCGACAAGCCACUGCCUUUCAAGCUCUCCACGAUCGGCAUGAAAAUUCCAUCAAUGCUAUUCUGACCUUCCUGGCAACCUUUUACAACAGGAGUCUGGACGGGCAUGCCGGGCAAAACCUGGUUAACAUGUUCAGCGGUCAAACUCAAAAUAACCAGACACAUGGAAGUGUCGUUGAAGAGUUCCCCGAGCCCGCAACCAGCAGUAGUGGCCACGUACAGCGAUAUACAAAGCGGCCCCAGCUGCUAUUGACGGGGCCAUCUGCGUCUUCUCCACACGUACCUACGGGCAAUCUGACAGCCGAGCCAAACUCCGCCCGUCCCUCCUCCUCUCCGUCCGCCGCUGGAGUGAAAAGAGAGGGUCGGAGCAGUAUGACGCCUCAAAGCCCCGGCAACUCGGGUGGGAGGAGAUCUGAAACUCCAGUCAUUAAAACAAGUGCGUCACCUCCUAAUCAGCUUCCGGAGAGUGAUCAGAUGAUGAGUCUCAUCAAAAGCGUCAACGCUACCAAUGCAAAUGACACGAGUACCAAUACUCCAACAUUUGAUUUUUCGUCUGCGCUUGACCACUACCAGAAUGCGAACGGAAAUUCCCCACUAACCCCACAGCAACGCGAUGACAUGUUGGCAUUGAUCAACCAGCACGGUGGCCAGGGUGCCGGCAGUAACAAUGAGAACAAUGCCCUUGUGUCGCCAAAUCCGCCAGCAAUGCCAGACCUUGCUCACUUCAAACAGACACAGCAACAGCUAGAGAUGUUGACGAACAUGCAAAAACGCCAGGAUGCCAAGGUACAAGACCUUCAGCGACGCCUUCAGCCCUUGUCGCCGACUGGAUCGAUUCCAGGACUACAAGAAACUGAAAACGCAAAUCCAUUCGAUGCAAUCGGCGCAGAGUACGAUCCUAAUGCGUUCCUCAAUUUUGAUAACUGGAACGACAACUCUUUGGGUUUAGAAGGUGCAGUCCCUUCAACAAAUCCAUUCGAUCCUGGCAACUACAGUACAGAUUUCAACUGGGAUGGAUACGACGAUUCCGGGGCUACGGACGGUAUGUUUCAAACUACCAACACGACAUUGCCACUCGUUGAUCGUCCAGCGACUGACGAGGAUGGCAAGAUCGAAAACAUGAGUAGUGGAGUACCGACUCCAAAUGUGGCCGAUCAGAUUUCAGGUGGAUACACGGGUGCGUCACAGCAGUUUGCCGAAACCGGCGAGUCUAAAUCGUCGCAUAAGAGGCAAAAGACGGGCGGGUGAGAGUAGGUGUGUGGGAGCUGCUGCACCUGGCUGCAAUAUCAUCCGCGCAGCAUCUCCGAAUUACGAAGUCACGAUAUUACCUAGUCGAAGUAGAUAUCCGGUCACAUUAUCAAAAGAGAAGCUCUCACUUGAAGGAGAGUCGGGGUAAUCUUUCACACCAAAAAUUGCCUGGGCGUGGUGCAUGAGCCAGGCAUCAUGCCGUAUCUUGUGAUUCUGCCCUAUGUUUUCCGGCCUUGCCCCAGCGCCAUAGGCAGACAUGUCGACGUGAGCUUUUCAUGCCGUAUAGACUAUGCAGGAAGCUUCCAACCAUACAGCAGUGAGUGGCUGUUUCAUCG
Messenger RNA from Dissoconium aciculare CBS 342.82, 2957 nucleotides. RefSeq lists its product as uncharacterized. Gene Ontology annotation, molecular function: DNA-binding transcription factor activity; sequence-specific DNA binding. The record is from RefSeq and is a predicted model, not a curated record. The transcript has 2 exons. Gene Ontology annotation, biological process: regulation of DNA-templated transcription. Bases 415 to 2622 code for a protein of 735 amino acids. Lineage: Eukaryota; Fungi; Ascomycota; Dothideomycetes; Mycosphaerellales; Dissoconiaceae.